Molecule: messenger RNA, 417 nt
Organism: Eimeria acervulina
Lineage: Eukaryota; Apicomplexa; Conoidasida; Eucoccidiorida; Eimeriidae
Exons: 3
Coding region: 1-417 (138 amino acids)
Source: RefSeq, a predicted model, not a curated record
AUGAAAGCUGAGGAUGCCGUUGCUGCAGCGCCGCAGCGUAUGCCUGUCAUCACGGAAGGAGGGGGCUCGCACAGUACUGCAUAUCCAGCAGCAGCACCAGCACCAGCGGCUCAGCAACACCACUGUCAGAAACCUGAGCCUGACCGCUUGGGCCCGCAAGAGGCAACGGACAACCUGGGACGCACGGUUCUGGUGCGAUAUUUCCUAGUGUUUGCGCAAGGACACAAGCCUAAUUGGAUCAUGUUAACGGCCGCAAUCACAACCGGCUUCUUGGUUAGAAUGAGUAUGUGCGUGGAGCGGAUGCCCUUGGCUUGCGCUAAGGCCAAGCUGCAGGCAGCACGGCAGCCGGCGGGGACUGGGUGGGAGCCCCCAAACCCAAAGACGAAAGAGGAUGCGCCUGUAACGCAGGGGCAGUAG